AUGCGUAGUUUAGCUACGCAACAUUUUGACCUUCCGGAUUCUGUCACUAAUAACUUCCUACUCAAAGAUCGAGGGACGCCUGUAGCAAUGCUCCUUCAAGGACGAACUUCCCACUACCGUAUAGACGAACCUGACGCCAAUGAAGAAUACAGUCGUCUUCUACCUUCCGGGGGUCAUCUGGUCCACUACCCAGACAGCGACGGCAACAUGAAGGAGUAUACGGUCACAAUAUUUCAUCAAUUGAAAUGUUUGAACAUCGUUCGGGAAGCAUAUCUUAACGAUGCGUCGCAGCCUAUUUCAAGAUUCACGAGACACUGUAUGACGUACCUUCGGCAAAGCCUUCUAUGCAACUUGAAUAUCGGUUUAGAAAAUACGGUAAAUGCGGCAGCCAGUGUGUCUCGGACCUACAAUGCUCUAUGCUUUGAUUGGACCAAAGUCUACGCCGAAGCUGAGAAGAACUAUCAGAACACACGUGGUCAAUCCACUCAAUAG
Messenger RNA from Psilocybe cubensis, 492 nucleotides. RefSeq lists its product as uncharacterized. The transcript is spliced from 2 exons. The record is from RefSeq and is a predicted model, not a curated record. NCBI's taxonomy places the organism in Eukaryota, Fungi, Basidiomycota, Agaricomycetes, Agaricales, Agrocybaceae. The coding region runs from base 1 to 492 and encodes 163 amino acids. Gene Ontology annotation, biological process: mycotoxin biosynthetic process.